CUCAUUUAUUUUUUUUUAUAAUUUAUUUCGGUUUCAAUUUUGUGUUCUCUUUUUCUCCUUGUUCCACUCUAUCGAGUUUUCAUCUUCAAAUCUUGUUUUGUCGGUGUUCGGAUCUUGCUGCGGUUCUGCAAGUUAAGGAGAGGAAGAUGUUCCUGAGUUAGAUUUGGAUGUUUUUGCGGCGAAGCUGUUCUUGUUUUUGUUUAAUUGAAUCAUAUAGUUUGUGGUAUACGAGCAGGAUUAGGGUGACUUGAGAAGACGUGAACCGAAAGAAAUGCAAGAGCUGUUAUCACUCAACUGUCAGAGCUUUCCCGUGCUUUAUGGUGGUAUUUGUUGUUAGUGUCGGUGAUUUGGUGAAUGAGGGUUUGAAGGAGGAAGAGGAGGAAAGGUGUAUGAGGGAUCUGGUUAGGGUUUUAUGUUGCGUCAGGGAUUCCAGGAAAUGGAUAAGGUGGGAUUGCGGGCUUUUCAUACGGAGCAAGGGUAGAUGGGGCAAAUGUGGUUGAUUACUCUGCUAAUUAAACCUACCAGCUUGAACUGACUGCUUUUGAUAACUGAAUUUUAUAUCUCAUUUUCUUUUUGUUUCAUUUUUUGUUGAGGAGAUUUGGGGUUUUGUAUUCCGCAGCCAAGAAAAGAAAAGAUGCAGCAAGAUCACCGAAAGAAGAAUUCUGCGGAGAUGGAGUUUUUUUCGGAAUAUGGUGACGCCAAUAGAUAUAAAAUCCAGGAAGUUAUUGGGAAAGGCAGUUAUGGUGUUGUUUGCUCAGCUAUUGAUACUCACACUGGGGAAAAAGUGGCAAUAAAGAAAAUACAUGAUAUUUUUGAGCAUAUCUCUGAUGCUGCACGUAUUCUUCGUGAGAUAAAGCUUCUUAGACUUUUGCGGCAUCCUGACAUUGUUGAGAUUAAGCACAUUAUGCUUCCACCUUCAAGAAGGGACUUCAAAGAUAUUUAUGUUGUUUUUGAGCUGAUGGAGUCAGAUCUUCACCAAGUCAUCAAAGUAAAUGAUGACUUGACACGAGAGCACUAUCAGUUUUUUCUAUACCAGCUACUUCGUGCAUUAAAGUAUAUUCACACAGCAAAUGUCUACCACCGAGAUCUGAAGCCAAAAAAUAUACUGGCAAAUGCAAAUUGUAAACUUAAAAUAUGUGACUUUGGAUUAGCAAGGGUUGCAUUUAGUGAUACACCCACAACGAUAUUUUGGACGGACUAUGUUGCUACGAGAUGGUAUAGAGCUCCAGAGCUCUGUGGAUCAUUCUAUUCUAAGUAUACACCUGCAAUUGACAUUUGGAGUAUAGGCUGCAUCUUUGCUGAGGUGUUAACAGGGAAGCCGCUUUUUCCUGGAAAAAAUGUCGUGCACCAGCUGGAUUUGAUGACUGAUCUGCUUGGGACACCUUCACUAGAUACCAUCUCUCGGGUUCGAAAUGAGAAGGCGAGGAGGUACUUAACUAGCAUGAGGAAAAAACAGCCUGUGCCAUUUGAACAAAAAUUUCCAAAUGCAGAUCCUUUGGCUCUACGAUUGUUGGAGAAGUUGCUUGCCUUUGAUCCAAAAGACCGGCCAACUGCUGAAGAGGCACUUGCUGAUCCUUACUUUAAGGGGCUUGCGAAAGUUGAGAGGGAGCCUUCCUGUCAACCAAUUACAAAAAUGGAGUUUGAGUUUGAGAGAAGAAGAGUCACAAAAGAGGACAUAAGGGAGUUAAUUUUCCGGGAGAUAUUGGAAUACCAUCCUCAGCUUCUUAAAGAUUACUUAAAUGGAUCUGAAAGGACUAAUUUUCUUUAUCCAAGUGCUGUUGAUAAAUUCAGAAAGCAGUUUGCACAUCUUGAGGAAAAUGGUGGUAAAAUUGGGCCAGUGAUCCCACUUGACAGAAAACAUGCUUCUCUUCCUAGGUCAACACUAGUACAUUCAACUACAAUUGCCCUGAGAGAGCAGCCGAAUGCUGUUUCCUUCAGAGACCGGCAGGCUACAGAUGAUGUGUAUAAUAAGAAUCCCCGAGAAAAUGAUGGGGUUCUACAGGGAACCUUGCUGGCGCCGCAAAGAAUACCCUUGGGCAAACCAGGUAAGGUCGUAGGGCCGGUUGUACCAUAUGAAAAUGGAGGCAUUAUGAGAGACACCUAUGAUCCAAGAUCAUUCAUUAGGAGUGCUGUUGUUCCUUCUCAAGCUGUUCCUUCUGCUUACUGUUACCGCAAGUCCGUAAUUGGGAAGCAAGAAAGAUCAACGGCGGAGCCUGAGAGGGACGUAUCCUCACAAGCAAAACAAGUUACUCAAUGCGGAAUGGCUACAAAAUUUUCCCCCGACGUAGCUAUAAACAUCGACUCCAAUCCAUUUUUCACGACGAGGGCGGGAGUAAACAAGGUUGAAAAUGUCGACGACAGAAUUGUGAUAGACACCAACUUGUUACAGGCAAAAGCUCAAUACGGUGGGAUUGGUAUGGCUGGCGCAGCAAGCGUGGCUGCACACAGGAAAGUCGGGACUGUUCAAUACGGCAUGACGAGGAUGUAUUAUGUAAUAAUGCUCGUCCCCGUGGUGGCUGAGGAGUGAAGUUUGAGAUCUGGCAGGAUGAUGUUGUAUAGAAAGAGUCCCUUCAAAUAUAUAUA
Molecule: messenger RNA, 2583 nt
Organism: Carica papaya (papaya)
Lineage: Eukaryota; Viridiplantae; Streptophyta; Magnoliopsida; Brassicales; Caricaceae
Gene: MPK20
Product: MAP kinase 20
Biological process (GO): protein phosphorylation
Molecular function (GO): MAP kinase activity; ATP binding
Source: RefSeq, a predicted model, not a curated record